GGCACCGAUUACAAUCAACGACCCCCAAAGUUGUUUGUACAUGUCUGUCGACACAGUACCAUCUUGAUCAGCACUACAUACUCCAUCGAACGGCAGUAGAACAGAUGCAUCAAGCUCUACUCGUUCCCGACAUCUUCCUUGAAAUACUCUCCCAUGUGAAUCAUAUCCUGAACCCAUCGUCUACAAGCGAAAAAGCACUGGCUCGGAAAUCCAUUGCAGCGCUUGCAACCACAUGCAGAUCCUUCCACGAACCCUCGAUGGAUUUUCUAUGGGCUAAAGUAGACCAGUUAGAACCACUACUAGGCUGUGUAACGAGGCUACAUUCACUGAUAUAUUUUAGUGGUCCAAUGCGCCAGUACUCCUGGUCAAAAGGCAUCGAACCUUUAUCUGCACAAGAGGCCCACCAAUUCUUGCGUCACUCUGCACGGAUUCGUUCAUUGAAUGUACCAUCCGAUCACUUUUUCCACCUUCUCUCAGUUGUCCCCAUCGAAAAAUGCGUCUUCCCGAGGUUGCAGUCGUUGACGUGGAGGGUUUCUACUGGCAAAUAUUUGAACCUAUUCAUGUCCCACACGCUGCGCCGUUGUUCUCUAUAUGAGGUCAAUGAAGAUCUGAAAUCGAUCGUGACCCGCUGUGCCGCUUUGCAGCACUUAUCCAUAACUUUUGAUGCGAGCACAGCAGAAUCGUUGUCUCUACUGUCUGACAGUGUCCGUCUGUGCAAACAGCUUUCAACUCUGUCUUGUCCAGCCCUCGACUGGGCAGCAUGGAAGCACCUCUCCAACAUCCCUACCCUAGUCAGAGUGGCAAUCCGUGAAGUGCAGUGUUACAGUUCACCUCCUCGCCUACGUAUCGUUAGUUUCUCCAAAUUCCUCAACGUCACGGCUCUCUCUUUCCGCGUUUACAGUGCUGCAUACAUUGUCGCAGUCAUGCAACACUCACAGUUCCCCUCGCUGGUAGAGCUCAAGAUGGAAACCGACCUUAUGUCUUUGGCAGAGGCUGAGGGACUAUUUUGUGCGCUCUCCCCGCUCUCCCACUCCAAGGCAUGCCAGACCUUGCAACAGUUCGAAAUCACCAUUACGAGCUUUGGUCCCAGAUUCGAAUAUCAUCAAGGCAGCUCUUUCACAGCUAUUCCGCAUCUCUUUUGUUUCACACAGCUCCAAACCCUGCGGCUCGUUUGCCGUUUCUCCUAUAUCUACCUUGACAAUGACCUUCUCUUGCAAGCCAUGUCAAAUUGGCCGCACAUGCGCACUCUCGAAAUCGAAGGCUCGUCUCUUCAUCCUUCUACCGUUACAUUCCGCGGAUUAUUCAAAGCGAUCCGUUUGUGUCCACGCCUGCAUACCCUGCGAAUGUUCAUCGAUCCUGCGGACACCAAAAUCGAUUUCAACCAAAAACGACACACCUCUCUAAACACGGUGGACUUUGACACCUUCUCUCCCGUAUCAGACACCGCAGCUGUGGCUCAAAUCAUUUUCGACGUGCUCCCAUGCGUCGACCAAGUUAACCGAUUUACGAUGCACACGAAGGAGUGGGAUGAAGUCAACACGCAUCUCACAUCUCUGAAAGCUGCUGCUGAGUAUAGGUGCGAACAGGCAUACUUUGAGUUGUGAUAUCAUAUAUCGUUGAUGUUUGCUAUUGUUGCAAUUGUUUUUCCCGCUCUGGCUGUUCAAUUGUUGUAUUGCAUGUCUUGUCAUAUUUUUGUGUAGAAUAUUUUGUGCCUCCUUGAGUCCAGAAUGGACCCGCGUCUUUAUCUGCAUAGCCUGCGGAUCGUUAGUUGGCCUUAACAUCUGCCUGGACCAAUAAACAUACAUUGCACAGCGAAAAUAACGCAUACAAUAAUGG
Messenger RNA from Suillus clintonianus, 1836 nucleotides. RefSeq lists its product as uncharacterized. The transcript has 3 exons. The record is from RefSeq and is a predicted model, not a curated record. NCBI's taxonomy places the organism in Eukaryota, Fungi, Basidiomycota, Agaricomycetes, Boletales, Suillaceae. The coding region runs from base 105 to 1604 and encodes 499 amino acids.